GGUAGCUUGAUAGGUCUGUGCUGUGGUUCUCAGCUUCUCUGCGGCGAAGCGACUGUCAUCAUGCAGGUGGAAUGUGCUCAGAUUGGCAGAUGGUAGCGGGCUUCCAGCCGGCAGAAUUCUUACUGAGCCAGGGGACACACGCUGAGGAUAUCGUUCCGUUCUAUGUAGUUCUGAUGAGCGGUCCGAUGCUGACAGUUUGUUUUUCCAUACUGGCGCAGUCCGUCUCAGCCGGAUUGGCAUGUGAUGCCACAGAGUAGCCUACUGCGGGAAGUCACUCUCCUGAUAAUUUCGGAGCAAACAACAGGAGGAAAUCUGUCUCCAUCAAUUCUUUUCAACCACCGUUCCAUGACCAUAAUGGAUGAAGGAACUUCUUGUGAGAACACUCCAGACCUGAAAGACAUAGAGGCGAAAAUCGGCCGGAAGACCCCCGAGGGUUUGCUCAGGUGGAUGCGGGAAGAGGCAUCCUCGCUCAGGGGAGAAGACAAACUGGCCCUCACCGCGCAGGAAACAACGAAGGAGACUGGGAAGAAGAGCCUGGAUGAAAAGAUCACAAAACUGAGGACCGAGAUGGCACACUUGCGCUCCGUGGACAUUAAGAUCCUACAGCAGCUCCUGGCGGUCCACGAAGGCAUCGAGGCAGUCAAGUGGUUGCUGGAGGAGCGCAGCACGCUAACAAGCAGAUGCAGCAGCCUGACCAGCAGCCAGUACAGCCUGGGCGAAGGCCCCGACACCUCCUGGAGAGGUUCCUGGAGCAGCCUUCAUGACCCCAAUGACAAGCUGGACAACAUUUCCAUCGGUAGUUACCUGGACACCCUAGCAGACGAUCUGGAUGAAUACUGCCCCUCUAGCUCGGAGUCAGCAAUCUGCUCUUCCACGCCACAGAUCUCUGAGGUCGCCGCUGGGGGCCGGACAGCAGAAGUUUCCACGGUUUCGGGUACUGUGACUGGGGAGAAGCCUGGGGCUAAUGCAGAGACUGGAAAUGGAGUUGGAAUAGGAAUUCGGUCCCGAUCGAAUGAGGAUGGAAGUGGAAGAGGGCCUGUUGUUCUCAGCGAUGUCAAUGGGAACGGGAUCGUCGGAAGUGAAAAUGGAAAGCCACUGCUUCCGAGCAACAUUCCUGAAGCUCGGGCCAAUGCCGAGCAAGAUGCUUCAGUUCGCACUAAGGAUUCAGAAACAGGCCUGGUUUCUUUGAGGAAUACCCAGCGCCAGAUCAUUAAACCUAACGGGAACCUAGAGAAGAUGACAACACCGACAGGCAGCCGCACUCGAAUGGGCCUCAGUGAAAAAUUGGGCAUGAAACAGAGCCCUAAACGUAAAGCUUACAAAAAUGCAAACGUUGACUUGGAUACUUGCAAACUAAAUGGCAAAAUGCAUCUGGAGUAUGAUGCUCACUGGCGGUGGGUGCAGUCACAAGAAGAUGUGACGUUUUUGUGACGCUACUGACCAGCCAAUCAUUCCUUCGGAUAAUUUCAACAAAUGGCCAUUGGGUUGCUUCCACUGCAAUAAGAUGCUGACGGUAAAGGAAAAAAAGAAAGCAACUCAUUUUUCUAUUUGCACAAAUAACAUUUUGGUGGUGUCAAUACUUUGAUCAAUGCACACGAAGGGAUUUUGAUCAUUUUCAAUCAGUGUUAAGUAACAAUACUACCAAUCUAAAAUUAUUUUCUCAGGCUCCUUCUCCCUCCUUCAUCCUCGCUGUGAGCUUACAUUUCUGUUCCAAGCCCAGUGAGAUGAUCUCUGAAAUAUCAUUUAUACAUAUUAAUGUCAUGUUAUGCGGACUGUUGGUCGCGAAAUACAGUCCUUAUUAAUACAACUUCAUAUUUAGCGGUACAACAAAAACAUUUGGCUAUAAAUGAUCUAUCUGUAGCUAUAGUCUAAACCAUGUCGAUGUAGUAGAAGACCAAAGUUUUUCCAUCUUUGACUCCAUUUGGGUCAGCCAAUUAUUCAAGUCUGUGUCCUCGUAUGUAUACCGUGUAACUGAAGUAUAUCAGUUAUAUGCUACUUGCUGCUAUUAACACGUGCAACACAUGUAUUACACUGAGUGUUACUAUCUGUAAGCAUGUUUGUCUCAAACACAUAGUGAACCUGAGCUAAAGUCAGAGGGUGACAACCCCCCCCAACCCCCCUUAUGUGGACUAUGCACAUGAUGUUUCUACUGUAUGUGGAACUAAAACCCUCGGCGCUUAACCUAUCAUCUGCCAUAUAUUGAUGUCACAGUACAGCUCCACUGUACCUUUCACGGCUAGUUGUCGGUGCGUUUUGAAUAUGCCUUCUUGUUAAGACCCAAAUGUUGACCUAAUGACGUCUUUAUGAUGAGCACAUUUGUGCCUGAUUGGUGAAAACCUUAAAUAUACGUUCUGUGCCUAGCCUGUUCUUUCCCUCUUGCGAUGGACUGUUGUUGCGAAAUCGGGUUAUCAAUGUAUUUUUGUCUGCUCCUGGCUUCUGCUUGUGUGUAUAAAUGGCUCGACCAUCAA
Molecule: messenger RNA, 2468 nt
Organism: Hippocampus zosterae (dwarf seahorse)
Lineage: Eukaryota; Metazoa; Chordata; Actinopteri; Syngnathiformes; Syngnathidae
Gene: lurap1
Product: leucine rich adaptor protein 1
Exons: 2
Coding region: 244-1431 (395 amino acids)
Biological process (GO): positive regulation of cytokine production; positive regulation of canonical NF-kappaB signal transduction
Source: RefSeq, a predicted model, not a curated record